GAAAAAGCUGAGGUGCUGCCCCGUCCGCGCCAAGGAACUCCAGUUGACAGUUGAUCAGUGGAAGGGCAGGACGUAUACGCUCCCACGGAUCCAGGAUGACGCGGCAACGGAAAGGCGGUCAGUUCGGGGCGCUGUUGCUCCUGUUGGCGGUGACUCUCCACGGCGCAUCCUCCCUGCCCACCGCCUCCCUCGCCGACGUCCUCGCUCGGGCACGCCACCAGGAGGCGCCUCCCUCCCGCCGCCUGCAGGUUCUUGACUCCGAAACUUCAAGGAAAAGCUUCACCGGGGUCGAACCGAAGCAGGCGGGAGAGAAGGCGACGAAGGAGGCAGACGAGGCGGAGGAGGAUCAUGUGGAGGGCCUCCUGGAGUACCUGGAGCUCGAGACCCUGGACGCUCAGGACCCGAGGAUGAGCUCUCCUGAAGGGCUGACGCUCCUCAGUCACUCGGGCAACGCGCUCACCUUCACGAGGGGGACGGGCGGCCGCGUGAGUCUCAACGGAGCGCCGGUAGAGGGCGUGCAUACCCUCCCUGACGGGACCGAAGUGUAUACCUUGGAGCGCUUCCUCGAGGACCACAAGGGGCGUCUCGAUGAGGCCUUCAGGUUCUUGAGCCAGCAAGCCAAUCGACUCCAGCCUCAAGGAAGGAAUCUUGUGGCUGGCCAUUCCGCCAACAACCAAGAAAAAACGGAAUCCGCGGAAACAGCGUCUCAGUUGCCUCGCCCUCUACCGGAAGCUGAAGUCCUUAAGUCCCGCGUGGUGGUCAGCGAAGUCACGGAAAUAUCGUCGGAGAUCUCAGCCCCGGUGACUUCCAUCACGCUUACGAAAUUCUCGAUGUCCUCUCUCUCGGAUAAGCCGGUUCCCGCCUCGAAAACCAGCUCGGCGUACGAUACGGCGUCACCCAAAGGCACCAACGACGUGGAGCCGAAGUCGGUGACAGAGACGUUCUCUGGUCCUCCGGCAGAAGAGGAACCGGCGCCACAGACGGAAAUUCCUGUGAAAACCUCGACAGUCGAGGCAGAUCCUGUAACAGAUUUCGUCUAUGAGCCCUCGCCAGAAGAGCCCAUACCUGUGACGGAAUCUGUGUUCGUAAGCCAAGUGGAAUUCGAAGGAGUCACAGAAGUGUUUGAGCCUGCAGUGGCUGAUAUAGUUCCAGCAACAGAGGCCGUGUGGGACCCAUCCAUAGAGGAAGCCAGUGCCGUAACGUCCAUUUCAAUGAAGUCUUCGUCCACGGAUCUUGAGCAACAAUCUAAAACCCACACUGAGUCAUCAGUGGUUAUCCCAACGACAGGGCCAACAGUGGACUUGAAUCCACAAACUGAAACACUUUUUGAAACUGCGUCACCUGAUCCCGUAGAUGAAGAGGAACAGUCAGGUCUCUCACCGCAUGUUCUCAUCCCCGUUACAGAGACUCCAUUUGAAGUUUCGUCAAUGGAACCGGAACCAGUUACUGAGACCCUGUUCAAAUCUCUGCAAAAGCCUCUUCCAACAACGGAAUCUAUGGACGAAUUAUCUCAGGACUUCACGCUGGAGAAUGAAACUGACUCUGAAAAGCCAAGGGCCCCUGUUGCUGUACCAGAGACAGAAGUCCCCACAACACCCAUGCUAGAUACAGAGUUGUCAUUCGAUAGUCAUGAAAAUAUUAUUCCAAGGACAGAAAUUCCACUUGGGGGUUUUGCAGAAUCUCUUCCAAAGACUAAGAUUAGGGCUGAGGCACCUUUAGAAACCCAUCCAGAAGAAAUCCCUCAAGUUGAAGUCGUUACUAAUCUCUCACCUUUGGAUUCCAUAGCUACUGACAACACUCAUACAGGUGUUACGGUUGAGGCAGAAACACGAAUCACAAAGGAUAAUGAUACAGAGACACCAGAGGCACUCAGUCACUCUCUGGACAUUGUAGGAAAAGAACAUAUCCUGCCCCAAGACACAUUGGUCGAAAGUGUCGACUAUGAGGAUCUCCUGGCAGAGGUGCAACAAAAUGUUAUACCACUUAUACCUGCAGCCACGGAGGAAGUCGACAUCGCUUUGCUGGACGUAUGGAAGGAAGCUCUCAGCUACAGUGAAACUAACUCAUCAGAAGCAGAAAUAGGUGUUCCUAGUAUUAUUCUGUCUCCUGAUUACUUCACAAUGGUGAACUUAGUGCCCCAAGAUGCCCCACAUCCACUGUUUGGAGACACACCCGAAGCCACAGCUCUGCGUAAGGAAUUCCUCCUAGACUACCUGGUCUUGGAGCCUUUCGACUUCCAGGAUCCUAGAAUGAUUCAACCUGAAGGACUCGCUGUUUCCAAUCUCGGAGGGAAGGAGCUCGUAUUCUUUGUGGAUGAUAAUGACAACCUGACCAUUAAUGGGGUAUUGGUAGAAGACUUCAACGUCUUAUCUGAUGGGACAGUGGUCCUCACCCUGUCAGACUUCCUUUUUGAUCACCGCCAUGUGGUUGAUGAGAUCCUUCACGCUCUUCCAAGAACGAACGAAGGAUUAUUCGCCCAGAAGCAUGAACUGGUGUCUGUUCCUGAAGUGACAAGUACAAGUGAAACAUCAAUAGCUAUAGAGAUCGAAGAAGAAAACACAGAUACGGCAACGGAUACACCAAGUACAACAAGUUUACCAGUUUCUGUCGCAAAAGCUGUGGUUUCUAAGGACUCCUCCUUAAACGAAGUAACGAAUCCUACAGAGCCAGUCUCAGGCAAAGAACCAAGUCACACAACAGACAAGACAUCGGAAGUAGAAGAAAUUUCCAUUGGAACCGAAAAGCCUGAUCCUAUUGAAGAUGUUAGCACCACAGAAAUCCCACAGUACCAGACAGAAGAACAGGACACAGCAGGACAGGCUUUUGAAUCUGAAGAACUCACAGGUCUCACAGAGCCUAAGCUGACAGUCCCCAGAAUUCCCCAGCUCGUUGAAGAAGGAGAGUCCUCUUCACUCCUGAACUUAUGGCGUCACGCACUGAGACACCAGGACGCUGCCGCUACACUCAGAGAUGGUAGAGAGCCAAAGACCCUCAUUUCUCCUGACUACUUUAUCGUCAUGAAUCUGGUUCCCCAAGACGCCCCUCACCCUCUCUACGACGACGCCCCCGAGAACGAGGCCCUACGGACGGAAUUCCUACUCGACUACCUGGUUCAGGAUCCGAUCAAUGUUCAAGACCCUGAAAUAUCAUCGCCUGAAGGAAUCAGUGUGACCAACCUUGCCGGGAAGAAGUUGACCUUUGCUGCCGAUCCACAAGGCAAGAUCAGCAUCAAUGGCGUCCCGGUGGAGACGGUGGAGAUCCUCGAAGACGGGACGCAGGUCUACACGGUGGAGGAUCUGCUCUUUAGCCACAAGGCUCGGGUGGAUGAAGCUUUCUUCCACCUCGUCAGCCAGCCUGCCGAGUUUGGUCCGCUUGGCGAGCCCUUGGAUAUCCCUGAGCCUCCUACUCCUACGAAGGACUUCUCUGACACGCCCCUGCCAAGGAUUCCUCACCAGGUGGAUGCCGAGGACUCUUCUUCGCUCCUCAGUCUCUGGCGCCAUGCCCUCAGGGAGCAGCAACCCUCCCUGGCGUUCAAGGAGGACACAGUCCCCAAGACUAUCCUGUCCCCUGACUUCCUCGAGAUGGGCAACCUGGUCCCUCAAGACGCCCCUCACCCCCUCUACGACGACGCCCCUAAGAACGUGGCCCUCCGGAAUGAGUUCCUCUUGGAUUACCUCGUCCGGGAUCCUAUAAACGUGCAGGAUCCUAACAUUAGUUCCCCGGGAGGCAUUAGCGUCACGAAUCUCGCGGGACACCAGCUCUCCUUCGCGGCGGAUGCGGAAGGUAAACUCACCAUCAACGGCGUCCCCGUGAAGAUGAUCGAGAUUUUAUCCGACGGGACGCAGGUCUACACCGUGGCUGACUUCCUGUUCGAGCACCGGGCGCGGGUGGACGGGGCCUUCCUGCGCCUCGUCAGCCAGCCCGCCCGCUUCGGGCCUCUCGGCCAGCCUCUCGACAUCCCGACGCCAACCGAGCCUCCUGCCGAAGUCCCCAGCGGAGACUCCCCGCUGACGGUGCCCAAGAUACCCAAGUUCGUGGAGGAGAGAGAAUCCUCGUCACUCUUGGGGGUGUGGCGUCACGCGAUCAAGCACCAGGACCCGUUGGCUACGCUGAAGGACGAGAGAGUCCCGAAGACCAUCCUCUCCCCCAACUCCCUCGAAAUGGCGCGCCUCGUCCCCCAGGAUGCCGCCCUUCACCCUCUCUACGACGAAGGCCCCGAAGCCACCGCCCUCCGCGCCGAGUUCCUCCUCGACUACCUCGUCCUCGACCCCAUCGACAUCCACGACCCGAGGAUGGCCUUUCCCGCGUUCCUCAACGUCACCAAUUUUGGCGGGAAAGAGCUCGCCUUCACGAGGCACAGGGACCGGCGAGUGAGCGUGAACGGCAUCCCAGUAGAGGCCGUAGAAGUGCUGGAGGACGGGACGCUGGUCUACAGCCUCGCCACUUUCCUCUUCGAUCACCGCCAGAGGGUUUUGGAGGCGCUGGAGGAGGCGCUGCAGGAGGCAAGCAAGGAAGGUGGUCGUGAGGGAGAGAUGGCCCUGCAGGACUCUCCUCGCGUGAUCUCGGAGUCAACUGAACCACUCGAGAAAGAGGUGGCCCAGGAAUCGACUCAGAAACAGGAGGAGGCGAGUCAGGCGCAACAGGAAGAGGGUCAGGCGCAACAGGAGAAGAGUCAGUCUCAACAGAAGUCGAGUCAGAUACUACAGGAAGAGGGGACGACUCACCCUCAACAGGAAUCGACUCAACGGACACAACAGGAGUCGACUCACCCUCAACAGGAAUCGACUCAACGGACACAACAGGAGUCGACUCACCCUCAACAGGAAUCGACUCGGCCGCAGCAGGAGACGACGAUGACGACGGCGACCGAGGCACUGCCUGAGACGACUGAGCUGCAGGAAGACCCGAUUCAGACAAGGGUCGAAACACCCCAACACAUCGAGGAGGAAGUGAACGCGUCAUAUACCGAGACCAAGCAACAGCCUUCAAACCCAGAGGAAGAACCAGCUCAGGGUCCUACUCCGGAACCAACUCAGGAACCAGCUGAAGCACCAGCUGAAGCACCAGCUGAAGCACCAGCUGAAGCCCUAGCUGAAACCCCAGCUGAAGCACCAGCUGAAACCCCAGCUGAAGCGCCGACCCAAACACCAACGCAAGAACCGCUCGAGGAAGGCGCAGCUCACCAGCCUCCCCAGGCGUUGCCACCACGAACUCAAGAAGCCCUCCUGACGGUGCCAAGGAUCCCGCUGGAGGUGGACGAAGGAGAGUACUCAUCCCUGCUGAACCUGUGGCGUUUCGCUUUGAGUGAGCAGGGCGAGGAGGCGUCGCUCAGGGAUGGCAGAGAACCGCAAACCGUCCUGUCUCCCGACAUCGUGGUGAUGGCGAACCUCGUGCCACAAGACGCCCCUCACCCCCUCUACGACAGCGCCCCCAGGAACGUCGCCCUCCGCCUCGAGCUCCUCCUUGACUACCUCGUCCUCGAGCGGGUCAGCGCGCGGGACCCGAGGAUGACCCGGCCGCAAGGUCUCACGGUCACCAACCUCGCCGGGAAGGAGGUCACUUUCAGGGUCAGUUCGGAAGGGAACAUGACGGUGAACGGCGUGGCGGUGGAGGCGGCGGAGGAGCUUCAGGAGGGCGCUGCCGUGUUCACGCUGGCCGACGUCCUCUUCAGGCACAGGGAGCUGGUGGAGGAGGCGUUCGUCGAGCUCCUGUUGGAAUCUCCGGGAGAAGCUCUCUUCGAAUAUGGCUUUGACGCGCUUCUCGGUCCGGAGUUGCCCUUAGGAGAGGCCAGGAUCGUCCCCAGCAUACCUCCGGCCGUGGACGAAGGAGAGGCCUCGUCACUCCUCAGCCUGUGGCGCCAUGCACUCUGGCAACAGGAUUCGGAGGCCACGUUAAGGGACGACAGAGUCCCGAAGACGCUGUUGUCCCCCGACUUCCUGGAGGUGGUCAACCUGGUUCCCCAAGACGCCCCUCACCCCCUCUACGACGACGCUCCCGAGAACGCCGCCCUCCGCUCCGAGUUCCUCCUCGACUACCUCGUCCUCGAGCCUGUGAGCGUGCAGGACCCGAGGAUAGCCUCGCCCGAGGGACUCACCGUGACCAACCUCGGCGGGAAGCGACUCACUUUCAAGGCCGAUGUUGAAGGACACUUCACCAUCAACGGCGUGCCCGUGGAGGGCGUGGAGGCCCUGGAGGACGGGACCUUCGUCUACACCGUGGCUGACUUCCUGUUCGAGCACCGGGCGCGGGUGGACGGGGCCUUCCUGCGCCUCGUCAGCCAGCCCGCCCGCUUCGGGCCUCUCGGCCAGCCUCUCGAGACUCCCGCGCCGGUGGACGAAAACACGACGACGGAGGAACCUUAUCCUAAAACGGUGCCAAGGAUCCCCGGCCUCGUGGAUGAACAGGAAGCCUCAUCCCUUCUGAACCUCUGGCGCCAUGCUCUGAGCACGCAGGAUGUUUCGGCCACGCUCAGGGACGAUAGAGUCCCGAAGACGCUGUUGUCCCCCGACUUCCUGGAGGUGGUCAACCUGGUCCCUCAAGACGCCCCUCACCCGCUCUACGACGGCGCCCCCGAGAACGUGGCUCUGCUGAAGGAGAUCCUGCUCGACUACAUGGUGCUCGAUCCUCUCAGCAUCCGGUCGACUCACUCAGGGGGACUCAGGGUUACCAAUUUCGCCGGAAAGGAACUGGUCUUCGCCGUCGACAGUCAGGAUAACCUCGUAGUCAACGGCGUGAAGGUAGAAGCGAUGGAAGUUCUCUCGGAUGGAACUCAGGUCUUCACCCUCACAGGUUUUCUCUUCGACCACCGAGACCGCGUGAACGAAGCUCUCCACAGGCUGAACAAACGGCCCUCUUUGUUCACACCGCCGGGCGAACCUUUGGAUCCCCAGGCCGAAGCUCACCCAUCUCUCAAGACGACUGAACAACUUGAUGCCUUUGUUCCCGCAGCAGCUGCCAUUGCGACAGAAUCAGAUCAGGAACAAAACAGGUUCGAGCCGACGCCGCCAGAAAGCGUCAGAGAGGCGGACCAAACGCGGUCGGAUUCGCUCCAGACAGAAACGCAGACAUUGCCGGAAACAGCGGAGGUUUCGCGAGAGUCAGAACAAGCGCUGGUCGGAGGCGGUCACAACUUGUCCGGAUCCGUGCAAGCACAGCAAGAAGCAACUCAAGCAGAGGUGAUAGCCGUUUCGGAUUCGGACUUGGAACUGCUGGAAUCGUUGCAAGCAGGAGCGGCAUCGGAUCAAGUGGCGUCAGACGUUCAGAUAGUUCCUGGAGUUUAUAGCAUCCAGUCUGACCCUGUUCAGGUGGUGCUGGAAGCGGAGGCCGGGCUGGUGGAUGCUGUUGAAACUGUCCCGGAAGGAGAUCACAUUCCUUCAGAGUCGGUUCAGAUCCAAAUCGUGUCAGAAACGGACGAGACGCCGCUGGAACCUCUCCAGACAGAGCAGGAAGCAGAGCAAGCCCUGUCGGAGCCCGCGCAGGAGCAGGCGGCGCCGGAAACUGUUAAAGAGCCCUCAGAGUCAGUUCAGGAUCUCCCAGAGCUGACCCAAGCGGUGACAGAAACAGACGAAGCGACGCUAAAAGCUCUACAAAUAGAGCUGGAAACAGAACAGCCGCAAGGCCUGUCAGCCGCAGAGCCUAGCCAGAGCCUCCCCGAAAUCCCCAAGAUCGUGGACGAAGGGGAAGCCUCGUCUCUCCUUGACAUCUGGCGCCAUGCGCUCGGGGCUCAGGAUCCGUCGGCUACACUCAGGGAUGGCAGAGAACCAAAGACACUACUGUCUCCCGACUUCCUGGAGGUGGUGAACUUAGUGCCCCAAGACGCCCCUCACCCUCUCUACGACGACGCCCCCGAGAACGUAGCCCUGCGCACGGAGUUCCUGCUCGAUUACAUGGUCCUGGAUCCUAUCGACGUCCAGGACCCGCGGAUAGCUUCAGCCGAGGGACUCCGAGUGACUAACCUGGCUGGGAAAACACUCUCCUUCGCCGUGGACCUGGAAGGAAAUCUGCGCAUUAACGACGUCCCCGUGGAAAUGAUCGAGAUUUUAUCCGACGGGACGCAGGUGUACACCGUGGCUGACUUCCUGUUCGAGCACCGGGCGCGGGUGGACGGGGCCUUCCUGCGCCUCGUCAGCCAGCCCGCCCGCUUCGGGCCUCUCGGCCAGCCUCUCGCAGAUGCCUCGAGCGCCCAACCUGACGCCCUGGCAGAGGUCUGAGCUGACAGACGCUGACAACACGCCGCCUCCAUGACAACCGCUGUCAGAAACACUUUGCUUGAUUCUAGUCACAUUGUACAUCGAUUUUUUUUUAUUGCAUUAAGAGUGAACAUUGCAUUUUCCCUUGAUUUUUUUUUUUCUUGAUCUAUUUUUCUCUUUCUUUCUCUCUCUGGCUCUGUCUCUC
Molecule: messenger RNA, 8394 nt
Organism: Penaeus monodon (black tiger shrimp)
Lineage: Eukaryota; Metazoa; Arthropoda; Malacostraca; Decapoda; Penaeidae
Exons: 29
Coding region: 96-8210 (2704 amino acids)
Source: RefSeq, a predicted model, not a curated record